This is a messenger RNA of Emericellopsis cladophorae, 204 nucleotides long. RefSeq lists its product as uncharacterized. The transcript has 2 exons. NCBI's taxonomy places the organism in Eukaryota, Fungi, Ascomycota, Sordariomycetes, Hypocreales, Bionectriaceae. Bases 1 to 204 code for a protein of 67 amino acids. The record is from RefSeq and is a predicted model, not a curated record.
AUGUUCGGAGGAUUCGCACCACCCCAGCAGUCCCGCGAGGAGAUCCAGGCCAUGGAGGCCGAGGCUGUCUUCACCGUGCAGCAAGUCGCCGCCACCGCUUUCCUCCUGUACAUGUGUAAGCAAGCCCUCAACUGUGUCACACUUCACCCAUCUCACAAGUCGACAGCCCCUUUUGCCAUUGAUAUGGUCAGCAAGAUCUUCUAA